CGCCUCUCUUCUUAAGCUCUUACCUGAAGUUCCAACGUUCAAUCAUCUAAUUGGUCUUUCUUGAUAUCGUUCUCACGGGGUUAAAUUGACGCCUUACGCUCUCUUCAUCGCUCUAUACUCUCCCUCUAAUAACGAACUACAAGACGCUCCACAACCACUCGAUACUCAAUGGCAGACGGACUCAACCAGGCCCGCGCAGUGCGAGUGGCCGAACUGAUCAACGACUAUCGAACAUUGCUGUUGCACAUCUCUCAGCAGCAAGUCGACGCUUCUCCCGAGGAAUACUACGAAGAAGGAUUCACUGUACUCCGAGAGUGUCACGCGGCCGCUCAACGUCUACUCAGCGCCAACUAUCAGCCAUGCCCGAUGACAGGGAGAGGGAACGCAGAAACGGAGAAAGCAGAGCUUCAAAGGGUUAUCACCGAUAGCAGCGCUCGCCGAUUCCAGGCACAUAAGAUCUACCUCCGAGCUGCGGCAGCACGACGAUGGACCAUGACUCGGGCGAAUAUCCUCCGCGGCCAACGACCAACGUCGGCACAUGCGCCAGCCUUGAAAGCCGCACACGUUACGCUCCAACAGGAAUUGGGUCGUGUCACCGACCAGCACGUUGUCGCUGAUCUUCGAGCUGCCGACCUGCGAGCAGGUCAUUGGCUUGAUGACGAUCCGUCCUUGGCUACGAUGCUGCGCUGGAUUUCGGGUCGGUAG
Messenger RNA from Penicillium brasilianum, 705 nucleotides. Lineage: Eukaryota; Fungi; Ascomycota; Eurotiomycetes; Eurotiales; Aspergillaceae. The record is from the annotation of a GenBank genome assembly.